CACAUAGUAUCGAAGAGCUCAUUUUUUGAGUAUCGAUAGUAAUGCGUGGUAAAAGAUAAUCAUUUUCAUUGUUUACGGCUGUUGUAUCGCUUUUGUGUAUAUCUGCGCCUGCGUCCGUACUUAAUUUACUACUAGUACUUACUGCAUUGAACAUGUUCCGCCACUGUAAUUUGUUUAUGCUGGGCUUGCUUGUUGUAGCCUCCGGUUUUCUAAUUUCCAACGUGGACGGCUACCGUCGUGGAUAUCAGCGUGCGUCAACAUCGACGCCAGCGACGACAACGCCGCCUCCUCAAACUCCCAAGGAAUAUUUGGACAGCAAGUCGAGUUUCUCGACAUUCGGUAUUAUCGCCAUAAUAUUUACGAUCAUUGUGAUCUCUCUAGUGUUUUACUAUGGCAUCAUGUGCUAUCCUCUGUUGUGCCGCGACGAUAAGAAAUACCGCUUCAUGGACGUAUCCACAAUCACGGCAGCCACAUCACGUUCGAUACAAUCAAUAGAAAACUACCCGGUGGACCAAAAGCAUAAUCAUCAACUUGCCUAAAUAAUUGACAUAUCUUUUAAAGUACGUAACGUAAGCAUAUAAUCAUGCUUAUACGCUGAGGACAGCAGACACGAUUUUAUACAGGUAUUUUACAUCAUCAGGUUGCGGCCCAAAAACAAAAACAAUCCAAGUCGCGCUUCUUACUUCAAAUUCGACGUAUCUUUUGAUGCUCUAACUCGAAAUUAAAAUACGAUUAUGGAGAACUCUCUUUUGAGAGAUCCCCUACAAUUAGCCUAGAAAAACAAUUGCUCACUGGUUGUACUUAAAACACAAUAUACUGAUUUUAUUCUUAUAUACCCUUAGAUUUAAAUAUAUACAUUUAGCAUAGCGGCAAUUUUUAAAGAUUUGAUGCAUUUAGUACCUAAUUUACUGAUACUUGCAUUUAAGAUAAAUGUUUCAUUUAAUCUUGGCCAAUAUUAAGCCAUAUAUUCCAGCUUGUAUUUUACUUUACAUUUUAGACAAAUAAAUAUUUCUACCAACGCCACCCUCAA
Drosophila montana is the source of this 1030-nucleotide messenger RNA. RefSeq lists its product as uncharacterized. The transcript has 2 exons. Bases 153 to 539 code for a protein of 128 amino acids. Lineage: Eukaryota; Metazoa; Arthropoda; Insecta; Diptera; Drosophilidae. The record is from RefSeq and is a predicted model, not a curated record.